This is a messenger RNA of Acanthosepion pharaonis, 2370 nucleotides long. NCBI's taxonomy places the organism in Eukaryota, Metazoa, Mollusca, Cephalopoda, Sepiida, Sepiidae. The record is from the annotation of a GenBank genome assembly.
AUGAAAUCGUCUGGUUUGAAUAAAGAACUGGGAACAAAAGCGAGCACUUCCUCCCGGACUUCGAAGGAAGCGAAAAUGAACGAGAACUACUGUCUGCGAAUUGUUGCCCUUCUGUCAACGAUAAUUGCAUUGGUACUUGGCAUUUGUUUAAUUAUUACUGGAAUACAAAAUCAUAAUAAAAGAACCAUGAAAUGUGAUACUUCCACAGAUCCGACUCGCGACUUUAAGAAUCCCGACUUUCUUGAUGAUCUUACUCCGACCGAAAUGGAAAACGUCCGUGAUUACCUUUACCGACAGAAGUCAUUAAAUAUUAAAAAGACUGCAGUUUGGAACUUAAAUGGUACCUAUAUUUAUACAAUGACACUAUUCCAGUACCCGAAAAAAAUGGUUCUGGAUUAUUUAGACGGUAGAAUACGAGCUCCAAAGAGAAAAUCAAAGGUAGUUCUAUAUCGCGGAGACCUCGUACCUCCUCGGGUUGAAGAAUACAUUGUGGGUCCUGUAGACAAUCCGGACUCACAUGAACUUUACAAAAAUCCUAUAUACCGUCAGUACCCAAUUCCAUUUACUUCCCGGCCAUUUAACGAAAUUGAAUACUAUCUUCUGCAUGACUUCGCCAACAAAACGCUUGAGUAUCUCUACCCUGUUCUGAUGGGUAGCUAUGGCAGCUCUUACCACAACUGCACGGGUGAGAACUGCGUCACUGUCUCUGAAGUGACGCCUCCGAAUUUUUCACCAGACUCAAGGACGAUAUGGAUGAUGACAUCACGUAAAGUUGAAGGCUACUAUAUUACCCCACUCGGAUUAGAUUUUCUUGUGGAUCAUAAAUCGAUAAACCCGAAAGAUUGGAGAGUGCAGAUGCUUCUUUACAAUGGACAAAUAUUUAGCAGUCCUAAGGAGUUGUUACAAAAAUACCUCGCAGGAGAGGUAAUCCGAAUUAUCGUCUUAAAACCGGAUUUAAAAAACUUGUAUUCGUCCUUCAAACAAAAUCCCCACUCCACAGCCAUUCCACAAGCCGGCCCACGUUUAAUUGAACCUGCAGGUCGACGAUUCACAGUCAAAAACCAACAGGUCGAAUAUAUGAAUUGGUCGUUUAAAUUUGGAACUGAUGUCGCUAAGGGAGUUCGUCUAACUGACGUUCGCUUCAAAAACGAACGGUUGGCUUUUGAGAUUGUCCAGUCUGAGACCUGCGUCUUUUAUUCUGCUUAUCAUCCAGUCGUUUACACGAGUGUCUAUUUUGAUUCUUCAUGGCUACUCGGAUUAAAUUCAAAACAGCUCACUCGUGGGGUUGACUGCCCAGAUACAGCCGUAUAUUUGGACAGUUAUUUUUUUAUUAGCGACAAACCGAUCCGUGUUAAAAACGCUAUUUGCAUCUUCGAAAAUAACCCAGGCAUUCCUCUGAGGCGACAUUACACAGUUACCCGAUCAGAUGAUACAAUAUACGGUGGAAUCAUUGAUUAUCACUUAGUUUUCAGGAGUAUCGCCGUCAUUUGGAACUAUGAUUACAUAUUUGAUUUUAAAUUUCACCAAAACGGACAGCUAGACGUAGUGGUCAGCUCAACCGGCUAUGUAAUGUCAGCUUUUUCUCAUCCAACAAAGCGAAAGUACUCUAAUCCAAUCGCUAAUAACGUGAUGGCUAUGUUGCACCAACAUCUUUUUCAUUAUAAGGUUGAUUUAGAUAUUGGCGGCUUAAAGAACAGGUUUUCUUCAUUGGACAUUCGAACGGAAACGUUGUCGAGGCCAGAUUUUCACCCAAACAAUAAAACCCAAGCAUACGUUGUGGAGACCUUAAGGAGAACAGAGAGAGAUGCCGCGAUAAAGUACAAUUUCAAUGAACCAAAAUAUUAUGCUUUUUAUAAAAAAGGCGACAAAAACAAAUACGGUAGUGAGCGUGCAUACAGAAUUAGCAACCAGGGAAUGUCUAAAUUCUUGUUUCCGCAGACGAGCAUUUACAAGGGCGCCAGUUGGGCUCAAUAUCAAAUCGCUGUGACGAAGCAAAAAGACGCAGAAGAAUCGAGUUCUUCGAUGUUUCACCAAUUCAAUAUGCUAGAUCCGAUUGUGUCGUUCGACGAUUUCAUUAAAGACGAUGAGCCCAUUGUUGACGAAGACUUAGUGGCGUGGGUCACCAUGGGAAUACAUCACAUGCCCUCAACAGAAGACGUGCCAUCAACAACGACUAGUGGAACGCAGUUAUUUUUCUCUUUAAAGCCGUACAACUAUUUUGAUGAAUGUCCGAGUCGCUUAUCCAGUGACAACAUCCAUAUUGGCGUAGGCGAUGACAAUCAAGCAAUUAUCGACACUUCGAAAACAGUCCUCAACUUCACCUGCACGCCACAGUAUGCCGGUUUCUCGAGUUAUGUUCCUGAUGAUUAA